This is a messenger RNA of Ctenocephalides felis (cat flea), 1685 nucleotides long. It is a transcript of the gene Dlic, whose product is annotated as cytoplasmic dynein 1 light intermediate chain 2. Gene Ontology annotation, molecular function: dynein heavy chain binding. The record is from RefSeq and is a predicted model, not a curated record. Gene Ontology annotation, cellular component: cytoplasmic dynein complex; centrosome. Gene Ontology annotation, biological process: microtubule cytoskeleton organization; microtubule-based movement. Bases 131 to 1576 code for a protein of 481 amino acids. Lineage: Eukaryota; Metazoa; Arthropoda; Insecta; Siphonaptera; Pulicidae. The transcript has 2 exons.
ACUUCACAUUGUACUUGUGUUUCUGGAAACGUCAAAUAAGCGAAUCAGAUUUGCUCAAGUCGCUUUCGCACUGUUGGGUGUUACCCAAUUAAUUAUUUUGAUUAAUGUUUAAUACCUCCACAAUUUUACAAUGGUUUCUUCGUCAACCAGUUCGUUAAUAACUAAGAAGAAGGACAACGAUGUGCAGGAAAAUCUUUGGACAUCUAUAUUGAGUGAAGUCCAACAACAAGGCAGCACCAAAUUACCAAGUUGUAAGAAUGUAUUAGUACUGGGCAAUAAUGAAAGUGGUAAAACUACUCUAGUUGCCAAAUUGCAAGGAGUAGAAGAUCCAAAGAAAGGAUCAGGUCUAGAGUAUGCCUAUAUCGAUGUCAGGGAUGAAUACAGAGAUGACCACACAAGAUUAUCUGUUUGGGUUCUAGAUGGUGAUGCUGGGCAUACCAAUUUAUUAAAAUUUUCUUUAUCGGAGGAAACCUUUGAACACACUUUGGUAAUUCUAACUGUAUCAAUGACAGCUCCAUGGGGUUGGAAAGAACAACUGGAACAUUGGACAGAGAUUCUUAAGAAUCAUAUAAAAAAUUUGGAUUUGACUAAAGAACAGAGAGAAUUAGCCCACAAUCAACUUGUACAUUGCUGGCAGGGUUAUUGUGAACCAGGUGAUGAAUUGGACCCAGGCAGCCCAGUCAAAAGGUUACCAAAAAGAGAUAUGAGUAGAAGUAGCAUUUCUGAUUUGGAUGAUUCAGAUGAUACUUUGACAGAAGGUGCUCUAUUAACAAAUUUAGGUCUCGAAAUUGUAGUGGUUGUUACAAAAACUGAUUAUAUGACCACUUUGGAGAAGGAAUUAGACUAUAGGGAUGAACAUUGGGAUUUUAUGCAACAAUGGAUUCGUCGAUUUUGCUUAGAACAUGGAGCUGCUUUAUUUUACACUUCAGCUAAAGAAGACAAAAAUUGUGAUUUAUUGUACAAAUAUUUGACUCAUAGAAUUUAUGGCUUUCCAUUCAGAACUCCUGCUUUAGUAGUUGAAAAGGAUGCUGUUUUAAUUCCAGCCGGUUGGGAUAAUUUGAAAAAAAUAAGUAUUUUGCAUGAAAACUUGCAUACUUGUAAACCAGAUGAUGAAUAUUCAGAAAUCAUAGCACAGCCAGCUACAAGAAAGUCUGUAACUAGUAGGGAAAAUGAAAUAGUAGCAGAAGAUGAACAAGUAUUUUUGGCUCGUCAACAAAAUCUUCUUCAAAGGGGAAGUACUUUGAGAGGCUCUGAGUCACCUUUAAGACCAUCAGUUAGUCUUACAGCUCCUAGAACACCUUCAACUGCUGUACAAUCGCCUAAAAAAAUGGACGGUGUAAAAAUGGUGCCCGGCACCCCAGGUGGUGAGGGUGUUCUGGCAAACUUUUUUAACUCUUUAUUACAUAAAAAAGCUCCCACUCCAUUGAAUUCUCCCAAAGUUAAUUUAAAUAUGAGUGGAUCAGAGUUGAGUCAUGAUCAACAAGCAGGCUUAAGGUCAGAUGCUGCAGCUGAACUUGAUAGGCUGACCAGAAAUAAGAAAACACCAUCUUCAGAUGUAGAUUCAUCUGAAUGCUAGAACUCUAACAUUUUUGCAGUAACUGCAAUAACAUAAUUAAACAAAGUUUAUAGACAUAUUUAAUUUAAAAAUCUUGAUAUUUAUAUUGUUAUUAUUUACACUUCUAUAC